Jaculus jaculus (lesser Egyptian jerboa) is the source of this 216-nucleotide messenger RNA. RefSeq names its product small nuclear ribonucleoprotein F-like. Gene Ontology annotation, cellular component: catalytic step 2 spliceosome; U1 snRNP. NCBI's taxonomy places the organism in Eukaryota, Metazoa, Chordata, Mammalia, Rodentia, Dipodidae. Gene Ontology annotation, molecular function: RNA binding. The record is from RefSeq and is a predicted model, not a curated record. Bases 1 to 216 code for a protein of 71 amino acids. Gene Ontology annotation, biological process: mRNA splicing, via spliceosome; spliceosomal snRNP assembly. The transcript has 2 exons.
AUGAGUCUAUCCCUCAAUCCCAAACCUUUCCUCAAUGGACUAACAGGAAAGCCAGUAACAGUGAAACUUAAGUGGGGAAUGGAGUACAAGAGUGACCUGGCAUCUGUACAUGGCUAUAUGAACAUGCAGCUUGCAAACACAGAAGAAUACAUAGAUGGGGCAUUGUCUGGACAUCUGGAGGUGUUAGAGAAGAAGCGAGAGGAAAUGAGAGAAUAG